Molecule: messenger RNA, 717 nt
Organism: Orycteropus afer afer
Lineage: Eukaryota; Metazoa; Chordata; Mammalia; Tubulidentata; Orycteropodidae
Gene: RTL6
Product: retrotransposon Gag like 6
Source: RefSeq, a predicted model, not a curated record
AUGGUGCAACCCCACACGUCAAACCCCGAAGCCUCAGCCUCCGCAGCAUCCACGAGCGGCCACGCGGAGGACGUGAUGGACACCCUGACCUCCCAGCGCCUCACCAACUCGGAGCUGCGGAGGGAGGUCUCCACCUUGCGCGCCGAGAAGGCCAACCUCCCCAACGUGCUGCAGCGCGUGACGGCCGAGCUGACCCCGCUGCGCACCAGGGCGCGGAUUCCCGGGGCGCUGCAGAUCACCCCACCCGUCUCUGCAGUCGCCUCCACCGGGACUCGGCCGAUGAAUCCGCCCACCUCUCUGCCGGAGCCCUUCUCCGGAGACCCCGGCCAGUUGGCGGGGUUCUUGGUGCAGAUAAACAGGUUCAUGAUCUUCCAGGCCUCCCACUUCCCGGGGGAGGCAGAGCGGGUGGCCUGCCUGGUGUCCCGUCUGACUGGGGAGGCUGAGAAGUGGGCCGUCCCCCACAUGCAGCCAGACAGUCCCUUGUGAGACAACUACCAGGGCUUCCUGGCGGAGUUGCGGAGUACCUACAAGUUGCCCCUGCUGCACGCUCGGCGGGCCCAGAUCCGGAAGACUUGUGCCUCAAAUAGGGCUGUGCGUGAGUGGCAGAGGCUGUGUCAUCAGGUGGCCACCGUGGGCACAGGGUCCUGCCCCGUGCAUCCCGCCUCCAGUGGGACUAGCCCAGCUCCGGCUUUGCCCACCCAAGCACGGAACCUCUAA